Messenger RNA from Eleginops maclovinus (Patagonian blennie), 1571 nucleotides. RefSeq names its product T-box-containing protein TBX6L-like. Gene Ontology annotation, cellular component: nucleus. NCBI's taxonomy places the organism in Eukaryota, Metazoa, Chordata, Actinopteri, Perciformes, Eleginopidae. The transcript has 8 exons. The record is from RefSeq and is a predicted model, not a curated record. Gene Ontology annotation, molecular function: DNA-binding transcription factor activity, RNA polymerase II-specific; RNA polymerase II cis-regulatory region sequence-specific DNA binding. Gene Ontology annotation, biological process: regulation of transcription by RNA polymerase II; pattern specification process; heart morphogenesis. Bases 1 to 1074 code for a protein of 357 amino acids.
AUGCCCCAGUCCCCUCCAACAGCUGAGUCAUACCAGCAGGGCUGCAUCAGUAUGACCCUGGAAAAGGCUGAUCUCUGGAAGUCCUUCCACAGCAGCGGAACAGAGAUGAUAAUAACAAAGCAUGGAAGGAGAAUGUUUCCACACUGCAGCAUCAGACUGUCAGGACUCCAACCUUUUGUAAAUUACGUCGUCAUGAUGGAUAUGGUCCCCGCAGACAGCUUCAAAUACAGGUGGAAAAAGGAUCAGUGGGAGGUGGCGGGGAAGUCGGAGCCCCAGCCCCCGUGUCGAUUAUACAUGCACCCAGACUCCCCUGCCCCAGCAAGUCACUGGAUGAAGCAGCCAUUGUCUUUUCUCCGGAUGAAGCUCACCAACAACACCUUGGACCAACACGGCCACAUCAUCGUGCACUCCAUGCAUCGCUACUACCCCAGGUUUCACGUCACCCAGGCAGACAGUCCUUACACCGUCCGCUGGGGCCCCUUCCAGACCUUCUCCUUCCCAGAGACCACCUUCACUGCAGUGACGGCCUACCAAAACCCAAAGAUCACUAAAUUGAAGAUCGACCACAACCCAUUCGCUAAGGGAUUUAGGGAGGGAGGCACUCAUUCCCAUGGCAAAAGAUGUCGUUCAAACAGAGGCUCUCCUGAUAAAAGAGCCCGACUGGAGAGUGAGGUUCGUUGCAACAGUCCUCCAGGCCUGCAGAGGAUGCCCUCCACCUCUCAGUCAGUGAAGGUGGGGAAGGAUGAGCAGCCCUUGAACCUUUCAGCCUGUUCAUUGGAGCAGGAGAGUCUACACACAGAGCCCCUGGACCUGCAGGAGUACGACUACUGUUGUGAAGAACAGAUGGUGCCUGCUUCCAUGCCAUACCAGCCCUACAGAUCUCUAGAGUACGCCAGGUAUCCGCUGCAUUCUAAUGAGGUAGAUGCAGCCCACUCUCUCCUUCACCCUCCACACCAUCAACUCUCCACAGCUGAACACAACUCCCAACAACACGGCUACUACCACCAUCCUCAGCACUACAGCCAGGCUGGGGAUUGGAGCCAGUACCCACUCUUCUCCUACUCUUGUCGUUGACCGUUUCACCAUUUUCAAUGUGGUGACAAUAUUAACGGGGAUGAAACCACUACGGCCUUGCAGGAGUAUUGUCACUGUGUCACAGGUGGACCUGCAACUCACUGAAAUGUCACUCUCCAGUUUGUGAUUGUAAAAUUGUGUAAAAAAUGUAGUGUAUUUCCAAAAGCUUGUAUUUUUUGUGAGUUUCACUCUAACUUUUGUCUGCUAAUUAGACAACAAUCAUAUUUAAGUGAAGACUUAUUUACUCUGAUUUAUAUUCCUGAUCACACGCUAGUUCAGUCUCAACGUGCAAGUGGGAAAAAAAGACUUGGAAAUGCAAUAUAUACAUACAGUAUGGUCUGUGUGUGGUCAGCUGGGAAAUAAGUGUGAAAUUUAAUCUGCAGGUCUGAUGAAAGGAUACCCAUAUGUAGAAAACAUGUUUGGAAACUCCUCGGAAGGGCUUCUCUUAAAUUGAUUUCUUGUUUGUCUACAGCUGAUAGCAGGAAUCAUAUUAAAAG